This is a messenger RNA of Corythoichthys intestinalis (scribbled pipefish), 2404 nucleotides long. RefSeq names its product phosphoprotein membrane anchor with glycosphingolipid microdomains 1 (gene pag1). The coding region runs from base 318 to 1538 and encodes 406 amino acids. The transcript has 7 exons. Gene Ontology annotation, cellular component: plasma membrane; membrane raft. The record is from RefSeq and is a predicted model, not a curated record. Lineage: Eukaryota; Metazoa; Chordata; Actinopteri; Syngnathiformes; Syngnathidae. Gene Ontology annotation, biological process: intracellular signal transduction; negative regulation of T cell activation.
AUUGGCUGCUUCGCUCCCCGGCUGUGGCAGCGCGCUGCUGGCGGGGGAGCAACGGGGCUCACUCGGCAGCGGCAGUGGAACCGGUGACGGCGACCAUUCUCCCUUCGUCUGGAGAAAUGUACGCAGUUUGAAGAGAGCCACUGCCGCAUCCCCGACACGACAACACCUUCAUUUCCCCCUGGGAAACCAUAACACGACAACGGGGGCACGUUUAACGGAGCGAUACGACGCAUUUCAACGGCGGGAAGCUUCUUCGUCAAAGACCCUCACGAGCUGGCGCCUGCCCGAUGUCAUCUGGCGCCCCGGUGUGAUGCGUCAUGGCCCCGUUGCCGACUGGCGUGUGGUGGGGGCCGGAGGCGGCCGCGGUCUGGCCGGGGGGCCGAGCGGCGGUCUGGCUGGGCGACGGCGGGGCUCCACCGCUCCUUACGGUUGCCUUCGCCGCCUUGGCCGUCUUACUACUGAUGUCCGUUUUGCUGCUGCUGUGUGCCGGAUGCCGCGGGCAGAAGAAAGCAGUCAAUGGGCAUCCAGCAGGAGACCGAGUCGACCUCAUGGAUGGAACAUCGGAUAAGGAGACCAUCAGCCAAUCGGCCGACAGUCCGGCAACAGACAUUUGUGUGAGCGGCUCGCACAACGGACCUCUGACCAGCGGUACGAUUCUCACAGAUACGCAAGCCAGCAGCCCCCAGCCGUCGGAAGACACGCCCACCGGCCAAUGGGAGCGCAGGUCCUCCAAGUGUCCGCAGGGGCGCGAGCUGCCAAGCAUCCCGCCCAGCGGCUCCUUGGUCAGGGGCGCCGCCCCGCCCACGUCGGCGGACGCCACCUACGAGAUGGUAAAAGAAAUAUCGACAGCGUCCCGCGACGUCAGCGUGGAGGAUUCGCUCUACGAGACUGUGAAGGAGCUCAAAGACCACCAGACGAAGCCGGUCCUCCCCAACGGUACCGCCGGCCAGUCGCCCACAGACGCCCCACCUCCUCCGCCACUGGUCAACGGCCACGUCCCGGCGGUCAGCCCCGGCACGCCCGAAUACGCCUCGGUGGACCGCAACAAGAAAAGCCGCUACAGUGCCGACUUGGAGGCCAAGCGGCGUUCCGGAGGCACAACUAAGACGGAACCCGAGGAUUUGCCGCCACCGCUACCGGAGAAAGUUCUGGAUGAAAACGAUAAUCAGCCCGCGCUGCUAAAUGGACACGCUGAGUCGCAUGAUGGGAAGUCUUGCGAGGACUCUGCUGCAGACCGAACAAGCUCGGACGAUGCUAACGUGGCCCGAGAGGACAAGGAGGACGACUACAGCAGCAUCGCCGAGCUCAAAGGAAUGAUCCCGACCGGGUCUUCCGGGGACCUGUACGCUAGCGUGAAGGACGUCUACGCCCAGCCGGCGGGGGACGCUAACCGGGACGCCGCCGACCCGGGCUACGAGAGCAUCCGCGUUCCAAAGACUGGGGACGAGGACCGCGAAAACGGUGCUCACGAAAACUCUGAACCCGACUACGAGAGUGUUGGGGAGUUGGGUCUGGGGCGGGAAAUGUCUCGUCUUUGAGCAACCAAUCGUUAUCAUACUCUUGUAGACACGUCGGCAUGUUUUGGUGCACUUCGUUGGUACUAAUUCCCACCUAUAUCACAUAUAUAGGAAGCUAGAUGCGAAAAGCCGGAGUCGGCGGUGUUAGUAACCGGCGGCCAUCUUAAAGCAGUGGACUUCUCUGGCGGGAUCUUUUGCCAGCGAACCUAAGGUGAGUGAUUGUCUCCACUCAAAUACUCCAAUUUCUGGAUUUUCAAUCGGUUUGUUAUAUUAAAAAAAAACAUAAACAUGGGUAUGAUUCAUAUAAUUUACUGCAUUUUUUUGUGUUUACAGUGCUGGCCAAAGUUUUGGCACCCCUGCAAUUCUGUCAGAUUCCAGAAAAUGAUUCCAAUCAAAAAUACUUUGGUAGCAAUAUCUUUAUUGAUUUUGCUUGGAAUGAAAAAAACACGAAAAAAAAACAAUCAUUAUCAUUUUAAAUAAAACUCCAAAAAUGGGCCAGACAAAAGUAUUGGCGCACUUUGAAAAAUCAUGCCUUUCUAAUUUGUGUAAUUAACAACACCUGUUACUUACCCGUGGCACAUAACAGGUGGUGGCAAUAUUUAAAUCACACUUGUAGCCAGUUAAAAUGGAUUAAAGUUGACUCAACCUGUGUCCUUGUGUGUACCACAUUGAGCAUAGAGAAAAGAAAGAAGACCAAAGAACUGUCUGAGGACUUGAGAAGCAAAAUUGUGAUGAAGCAUGGGCAAUCUCAAGGCUGUAAGUCCAUCUCCAAAGACCUGAAUGUUCCUGUGUCUACCGUGUGCAGUGUCACCAAUAAGUGUAAAGCCCAUGACACUGUGGCUAACCUCACUGGAUGUGGACGGAAAAGAAAAAUUGACGAGAGAUUU